Molecule: messenger RNA, 3570 nt
Organism: Anopheles bellator
Lineage: Eukaryota; Metazoa; Arthropoda; Insecta; Diptera; Culicidae
Product: ubiquitin-protein ligase E3C
Exons: 9
Coding region: 1-3378 (1125 amino acids)
Biological process (GO): ubiquitin-dependent protein catabolic process; protein polyubiquitination
Molecular function (GO): ubiquitin protein ligase activity; protein binding
Source: RefSeq, a predicted model, not a curated record
AUGUUUAACUUUGACGGGGAAUUCCGGCGGCGGCCACAGCAAAACCUUGGCGGUGCGUCACUUAAAACCGACCGUCUCACAAUCAUCCGGAAAGCACAGCACGAGCGCCAGAAGCGCGAAGAGGCGCGCCGCCAGCAGAAUGGGGCCACCGUCAUACAGUGUGCGGUUCGGAGCUUUAUCCAGCGACAGCAAACGAAGCAACGCGAACGGGACAAGGUGGACGUGUACCGGCGCAACAUCGGCAACAUCCGCGGUGCUCACGACCUGGAGUACCUCACGAAACGUGUCAUAUUUUUCUACUCACCACGCAUCACAUCCGAUGGCGAUCGCUUGAUAUUCCUCUGCCAGUAUAUGAUCAAAAACCCGACGGAAGUGUUUAAACUCGUGGCACGCGAUGCACCCGUGUGGACGUUUCACAUCAAGCGCCUACUUGGACUCUGCUUGGGGCAAAUUUUACUACCGGAUCACUCACCCACCGUACCGAUGCGUAUGCUGGAGAUCUACUCUUCCGACGUGCACGUGACGAAGCACAUUCGCAUUGCGUCCCAGGAAGUAGCCCGACCAUUCGUCCGAAACUACCUGAUGGCCGUAUACGGUUAUCUCAUAGAGCGCCGUUACUUUCAUGUCGUGCGCCGUCUCCUCGAAGAGAAGCUCCCACCAAUCGACGAUGAGGACACGGCGGCGAUCAACCGAUCGCCGAUCGCUGCCGCCCUCUUUGAAAUGUUGCUCCGUCCGCUGGAGCUUGUCACGCGCACCGAUAAACCUGACAAUCUCAGCCGGCAGAUCCUGCAAUCGUUCACGUUCAACGUCCUGUCGCAGGAACUGUCCGGCGCGGUGAAGUAUUACCUACUGGUGGCACUCAGCGAACGCGACGACUUUCCGUACCGCACGCUGAUUCAGUGCAUCGCAGAUGAGUAUCAGGCACGGCUCGAUUACCGUAGCACGAUACUGAUCGAUUUGACUGGCAGUGACGAUCAGCCCCCGAUGGGGGGGAAAAGUGGAACAGCCAAAAAACCCCGAACCGAUCAAUUGACGGAUGAGUGCUUGCUGCUGAGCAGUUCGUUGCUGUAUUCGUUGCUUAAACUGGAUGAAAGGCACAUCGGUAGGUGGACCACUUCGUGGCGAGAGUUGUUCAGUGCGUACCUCAAGGUGAUCGCUUCGAUGGUGGACAAUAUCACUAAACUACCUCGGGACACGAUCAGUUCACUGUCGCGUCCACUGGACGAUUCGAGUGACUCGGAGUCGGAAUCUGACGUAGAUGGACCGACGCUCGGAUCUAUAGAAGCAGCGAUACUGCAGGAGAUUAUCUGUAUGCUGAACGAGAACCGCCGGGUGGCGUACCUGGUCGGAACCAUUGACACGGUGCUAGAUGAUGCGCAGGCCAUGCAAAACCUCUGCCAAGUUUGCCACAGUCUCAUGACGUUCAACCGAAUGGCUGUGUAUGAGUACAAGCUGCUCUACAUGCUCGCCUCCAAGCCGGCCAUCAUUCGCAAUCUCUGGUACACGCUGACGGCCCAUUCUAUGAGCCAACGCUUCUCCUCCCCAAUCGUGCUCCUUUCCAAGGGUCUCAAUAUCUCAAAAGAAGAUUCCGAUCGUACCAUUCCGAUACUGGCCUCGUUCUGUGCGCUGUUUGGUCGACUGAUUGCCUCGCUUCACGACGGUGAGUUCGUGCAGGAGAACGUGCUGCCCGGUUCGGUCAGUAGCAUCAUGCCGUUUAGUAUAGCGGAGCUGAUCCCACUCAGCACCACACUAAAGGAGAUUUCGCUCGGUCUCGUUGAGCUGGCGUUCCCAGAGACGCGUUCGUUUUUGGAUGAAAACUAUCGCACGAUGAUCUCGUCACUCAGCUCCACUCCCGGCCCUUCGUCGGCUGAUUCGCCAGCCCGACGAAGAGUUGCGACAACCCGCGACCAGAGCAAACAAAUCUGGCCCCACCUGCUGAAGGUGUGCGUAUCGUUGCUGCGACAAAUCCACACGCGCGAUCUACGGCGCUGCUUUUGCCCCGAAGGACACUGGACGGCCCAAAACCUUAAUCUGCCGCUCGAUAAACCCACCGAUUUGCACCUUUCGCGAGCGGGUCGCCGUGGUCCACGGCCGUUCCAACCGAUUCGGGACUUUACGCGCGAAGACAUCGAAGAUGGGCCACCCCUGUCGACGAAACAGAUCCGUUCGAUCACUAUCUUACGUGAGAUACCGUUCGUUGUGCCGUUCAACACACGAGUCGGCGUGUUUCAAGGGCUAGUGGCGGCUGACAAACUGCGGACGCAGGGUGAUUUACAAGGCUUUCUACAGGGGCCUUCGAUACAGCUCACCGUUCGGCGAUCGCACCUGUAUGAGGAUGCGUUCGACAAGCUUAGUCCCACAAAUGAGCCCGAUCUGCGACCAAAGUUUCGCAUCGAAAUGGUCAACUCGGCCGGUUUGCGGGAAGCCGGCGUUGAUGGUGGCGGUGUCUUCCGGGAGUUUCUGUCCGAACUGAUCAAGGUGGCGUUCGAUCCGCAUCGAGGAUUUUUUAUGAUUACGAAGGAUAACAUGCUUUACCCGAACCCGAGCGUCGGCACGAUCGUGGAAGACUUCCAGCGCCACUACUACUUUAUCGGACGCAUACUGGGGAAGGCGCUGUACGAGAACCUUCUAGUAGAGCUACCGUUGGCCGAGUUUUUCCUCUCGAAGCUUGCCGGCAAACACUCGGAUGUGGACGUUCACCAACUGGCCUCACUAGAUCCCGUGUUGUAUAGAAAUUUGAUGUCACUGAAAGCGUACGACGGCGAUGUGGCGGAUUUAGGUUUAGAUUUCACUGUCGUCUGUGAUGCGUUAGGAGUAACUAAGGUUGAAGAACUGAAACCUAACGGUACUAAUAUCAUCGUUAAUUCGUCGAACCGCAUCGAGUACAUUCAGCUGAUGGCGGACUUCAAGUUAAACCAGCAGAUACGGGCACAGUGUGUCGCGUUCCGGCAGGGAUUGGCAAAUGUGCUGCCUAUCGAGUGGCUGUACAUGUUCAGCAACAAGGAAUUGCAGGUGCUCAUCUCGGGCGCCGAAAUUCCAGUAGACGUACACGAUCUGCGGCAGCACACACGUUACGGUGGUGACUUUUCACUUGAACAUCCAGCCAUCCAACUGUUCUGGAAGGUGGUCGAACAGUUCGACGAUAUCCAGCGUCGAUUGCUCUUAAAGUUUGUGACGAGCUGUUCGAGACCGCCGUUGCUCGGCUUCAAAGAUCUCGAUCCACCGUUCUGCAUACAGAAUGCAGGCGACACAGACCGGCUACCUUCCGCAAGCACGUGCAUGAACUUGCUGAAACUGCCGGCCUUCGAGCAGGAAGACGUACUCCGUGAGAAACUGCUGUACGCAAUCCAAAGUGGUGCCGGGUUCGAGCUGAGCUAAGGGUUUUUUUUCUUUUGUUUCGGACCGGGAGGUUGUGGCAAAGUAUUGUGUUUGGUUUCAUUCAUUUCCUUCUUUUGAUGUGAAUACAAUAAAUCGUUCCGCCCACAGGGUGGCAAGGACUACAGCCGCAGAUGCCAUCGGUAUCAUUCCGUAAAGCGAAGGCAAAAGAGACACGAAAUAUACAAAUUGUGG